Molecule: messenger RNA, 860 nt
Organism: Lampris incognitus (smalleye Pacific opah)
Lineage: Eukaryota; Metazoa; Chordata; Actinopteri; Lampriformes; Lampridae
Gene: mrpl57
Product: mitochondrial ribosomal protein L57
Exons: 2
Coding region: 156-467 (103 amino acids)
Biological process (GO): mitochondrial translation
Cellular component (GO): mitochondrial ribosome
Molecular function (GO): structural constituent of ribosome
Source: RefSeq, a predicted model, not a curated record
GACAUUUUCGACCUAUUCCUCCACCAUGUCAGUCUUGAAAACAACCUGCGUAUGACGAGGAAGUGCCGAAAGUCCCAAGUGACCAUCAAUAGGGAGGAGCCCUAGCCCCGUUUGUUGAAAGUUAUUACCCUAACAGAAGAAAUAACAGGCUGAUCAUGUUUCUCACCCUGACGCUUCUGCGGAAAGGCAUCCCGGGCAAACAGUGGAUUGGGAAGCACCGUCGCCCGCGGCCCAUCACUUGGCAGAUGAAGGCCAACAUGUUGAAGCAUCUGGAGCGCGAGGCUGAGAAUGAGUACUGGAUCAGCAGGCCAUACAUGACACGGGAGCAGGAGCACUGCCAUGCAGCGGAGCGCAGAGCCCAGUCCUGGCAAAAAAUCAGAGAGAGAAAUUUUUUCAAAUUCCCAGAACACAAGUAUAUCACAGAUCACUUGGAUCAUCUCAACACCACCAAAACGUGGUCACGUUAACACGGGCAAGGAAGUGACCUCUCGUUUGGGACAUGCAUGGACUGCCUUUCGCACGCUGUAUACCCUUUGUGCCACAACCAUUGCGAUAUAUCGGCGUAUGUAGUUUAGAGCCAUUUUGUAUGUAGAUUAAUGGGUCAUGGGUCUUCGCUUCUCAGUUGAUGGUGUAUCCUGAUAAACUGAACCCAGUUUACUAUACACUUGAAUGCAAUUGGGCUCCUCUACAAAGAACAUAGUGGAGAAUUUCAUUUGUUAUCCUGUGUGGUUACAGAGUGUCACAUUGAGACUGAAUUUAGAUGAUACCUGUGUAGGAACAUAUGAUUUCAGUAUCCAGUAAAAUUUCUUUGGAAUUAAAAAAAUUGAAAGACAUGAAAAAAAACCCUUAACUCAUAUUUG